Bacidia gigantensis is the source of this 504-nucleotide messenger RNA. RefSeq lists its product as uncharacterized. The coding region runs from base 1 to 504 and encodes 167 amino acids. Gene Ontology annotation, cellular component: membrane. Lineage: Eukaryota; Fungi; Ascomycota; Lecanoromycetes; Lecanorales; Ramalinaceae. The transcript is spliced from 2 exons. The record is from RefSeq and is a predicted model, not a curated record.
AUGGAUCCCAAAUUUUUCAAAGCCAAACCUUCUUCAACCGUUAGUGGAAGCAGUAUUCCAUUCCCUCUCGUCGUCCUCAACCUCACCCUCCGUUUCCUCCAAUUCAUCUUCGGCAUCGCAGUCAUUGGCCUCUACGCCACCGACCUCAACAAUGCACGCAAGCACGGCAUAGGCUCCGACUCAAAAUGGGCGUAUGCUGUGGCGGUGGGCUCCUUGAGCUCUUUCACCGCGCUGGUUUACGUAGUGCCGAAACUGAAGAGCUACUUCGCGUUUGCGUGGGAUUGGAUCUUAUUCAUCCUCUGGGCCGCAGUCUUUGGCAUCUUCGGUAAGAUGUAUAUUCAUGAGCAUACAGAGGGAAAUGGGGGCAUCAAGAGGAUGAAGAACGCCGUAUGGAUUGACCUUGUAAACAUGUUACUUUGGCUUGUCACGGCGGUCAUGGCAACCGUCGCCUUCUUUUCGUUGAAGGGUGGAAGAAGCCUGCACACCGGGCGUGCAGCUGUCUAG